Molecule: messenger RNA, 1021 nt
Organism: Toxotes jaculatrix (banded archerfish)
Lineage: Eukaryota; Metazoa; Chordata; Actinopteri; Toxotidae
Gene: mettl21cb
Product: methyltransferase like 21Cb
Exons: 4
Coding region: 2-802 (266 amino acids)
Biological process (GO): peptidyl-lysine methylation
Cellular component (GO): cytoplasm; cytosol
Molecular function (GO): protein-lysine N-methyltransferase activity
Source: RefSeq, a predicted model, not a curated record
CAUGGAGAGAUUGUCCAAAGUCAACCAACCGGUCCGACAGAAUAAUCCUGGAAACCAAAGGGAGCCGAAUGAUAAGAUCCAGGAUGGGAAAGUGCACCUGAAGCAGGAAGCCACAGAUGAAGCAUCAACAGACCAAAAAGUGAUGGCCGGAGAGGCUUUGGACAGGAGGAACAUCUGGGAGCCGAGUGUUUACUACUCGCUGGGAAAGGAGUCUUUUUAUUUUGCUGGUCAUGACAUCAGCAUCCGCGAAUCUAUAGAUACUUACGGCGCUCUGAUCUGGCCUGGGGCUGUAGCCUUGUGCCAGUUCUUGGAGAAUAACCAGCAACAAGUGAACCUGAUGGACAAAGCAGUGCUGGAGAUUGGAGCUGGGACUGGCUUACUCUCCAUAGUGGCGAGUCUACUUGGGGCUUGGGUGACAGCUACUGACCUGCCAGAUAUCUUGUCUAACCUGGCCUUUAACCUUCUGCGAAACACCAAGGGCCGAUCCCGCUACACCCCUCAGGUGACUGCCCUCACCUGGGGUCAGGACCUGGAGCGAGACUUUCCCUACCCGUCCUACCACUACGACUAUGUGCUCGCGGCUGACGUAGUUUAUCACCACAACUGUCUCGAAGAACUGCUGAAAACCAUGUGUCACUUUUGCAGGCCAGGAAGCCGAACAACGUUGCUGUGGGCCAACAAGAUCCGGUUCCAGUCGGACCUGAGGUUCGCUGAGCGCUUUAAGAGCAGUUUUAACACCACGCUGCUCACUGAGCUGCCACAGCAGGAGGUGAGGAUAUACAAGGCCACAGCGAAGGAGUGACAGAGGAGCCUCAAGAGGGGGAGUUUGCUGAAAAGUUAAAAGUUUUGUGUUGAGUUUGAAGACAUUUAUCAUUCAAAAAAACAGGAAAUUCCAUUUGCUCUCACUGACUGACAUUCCUGGAGAGCGCUGUAAUUGUCACGCAGAAAGCAGAAAUGAAGUUCCUGACUCAAAUUUCCAUUUUAAUAAGCUAUUUUAUUUGCCAGUACUUUUUAAUACAUU